Messenger RNA from Culicoides brevitarsis, 3841 nucleotides. RefSeq lists its product as uncharacterized. The record is from RefSeq and is a predicted model, not a curated record. NCBI's taxonomy places the organism in Eukaryota, Metazoa, Arthropoda, Insecta, Diptera, Ceratopogonidae. Gene Ontology annotation, cellular component: chromocenter; nucleus. Gene Ontology annotation, molecular function: DNA binding; chromatin binding.
UUUAGUGAGCAAAAUUGUAAUAAUAACAAGAGUAGUGUUGAAAGUGGCAGUAGUAGAAGUAGUAGUCAAAAUAAUGUUAUUGUUAAUUAUAAUCUUGCACCGAGUUGGAAACGGCUGAUACACAAUGGAGAAAUUGUCUAUGUCAGUCCUUCCGAUGCAACAUUGCGUGAUAUUAUGCAAGUCAAACAAUACCUACUUAGCACAGGAACAUGCAAAUGUGGACUUCCAUGCCCCAUCAGACCAGAAUCGUUCUUUGAUUUCAACAUCGAGAAUCCAACUGUACAAAUGUCACCAUCCGUAACGGACAGCAUCAAUUCCUCGUGUUGUUCCCACAGGCGAUACGCAGAGACCACUAGUCAAGAUUCCGGAAAUAGUCGAGAUUCAUCCAUCGUGCCACCCGAGAGGAAAAUUAAAGUGACACAACAUCUUUUGACGCCAGGCAUGCAAGACGGCAAACUAAUGGAGCCCAUAAACGGUCGCGUUCCACCCUUGCAUUCAUCAACCGGCAACAUGUGGAACGGCACCACGGAAGAUUCUGCCCCAAAACCAACACAAUUUACCAAGACAAAAGUCGUGAAGAAACGUCCAACGUUCAAAGACGACCCCACUGGCUAUCUAAAUCACCAAACGGCGAUAUUGCACAGUUCGAUAUCGACCAUUUACUCCGACGCAAAAGAAGAACAACCCGACGAACCGGAAGAAAUUCGUCCAAAAACGUUCGUUCCGCAGCAGCAGCAGCAACAACCACCAUAUCCCAGUCAACGAAUUCGUGAUGUGCCUGAGCCCCGAGAACCGUUAAAAGAUGGCAGCGAACCGCGAAACGGCAUCGUGCAAAAUUGUGAUAUGCGACACAUUAAGCAACAAAUCCAGCAUCAAAUUGAGCAACGGAACCUCUUGAUUAAGCAAAAUCAGCAAUUAGCGCGAAUUCGGAGCAACACCAAGCAAAAUGACGUCACGCCGGAUAAAUCUUACGUUUUUGUCCAAUCGCCGAUUGAGUCACCGGUGUCAUCGAGUACAGCUGGAAUGCAUCGCAGCACCCCGGAAAAUCGUUCGGCAAGCAGUACACCCGACUCCAAAGGUCCCUUGCAAGCGACAAAUGUCACAACGAGCAACAAUGAUAGCAACAGUCUCUCGAGUGCGUCUCCGUCGCCCGAAUAUAUUUCCGGAAAUGGCGCGACUUUUGCUGUCAAACGCAAAGUCGACAGUUUACAGGAGCAAAAAAGCAUCGUGACGUCAGUUGUGGCUGGGAGAAAUAUCACGACAACCACAAAUGCUGGAAUUUUAUCGAGCGCCAACAUGCCGGAUGGCGGAAUUUUCACGCCGAACGGAACAAUCGUCUAUAAACGCCCGGCGGCACCGAAACAAGCUGGAAUGCCAUCAACUAUGAUCCAGAAUUGCGCCCAACAACAGCUAAACUUACAAACUUUGCAACGCGGCGACCAAGGACAAUUCAUUAUAACACCCAAUUCGCAAGUUGUGAUGAUGCCGGGAGGAGCGACAGCCCAAAAAAACAUGAUUUCCACCGGAAAUUCGAGUCUUGGGCAAUUUGUCGGUGGAAAUAUCGUCACAAUUGGCAAUAAUGGCGAACAGCAGAUGUUACAAAGUCCUAAUAGUGGCGUCAUUAUCCAAAAUUCGCCUCAGCAAGGCUUCCUGCAGUCCUCAAAUAACAUCAUUACGAACAAUAAUCCCAACUUUGUGGGUAAUUUGCAGCAGAUGAUCUUAAAUAACGGCACAAAUAUCAUCCAUUCACCCAAUUUGGCGUCUCCGAAUGCCACAAAUAUGAUAACUACCGUUCCAGCUGCCAGCCCAAAAAUGAUUCAAUCUGCCGGGAACACAGUUCAAGUCAUCCAGAACUCCUCGUCGAACAUGGGACAACAAAUUAUCACGCAAAACGGGCAAACGGUGGUGCUGAAUCAACUCCCGAACGGCAUGAUAGUGCAACAGCCUGUUGACGGCCAAAUUGUGAAUCGCAUCAUUCAAGAUGGCAGCGGCAUGAUGUUGUCGCCCGAUUCAAAAAGGAAGACGAAAAAACGCAAAGGCACGAUAACGCCGCAGGGAAUGUCGCCGUUGCAACUUUCGCCAACAAUUCAACAACAGGCGUCGCCAGCUGCCCCCAGUCCAGGCAAUUCGAUGCUUCACGUGAACGCCAUUUCGCCCCAGUACCAGAAUCAAAACUUCCAAUUGAGUCCCGGGCUGUCGGGAUUGACAAUUGUGCCGAAAACACAAGCCACGAACGCUACCCAGCCUCAGCAGCAGAUUCUAGUGCAAAAUGGGCAGACAGUUAUUCAGCCUCUGGGGUUGUUAGGACAACAACUGCUCGUUCCCGCUGGCUUGGUCAUCACUCCGGACAAUAAUUUGGUGCAAAUUCAGAGUAUCGGGCAAAUGGGGAACAUCAUAACGCCCCAAGGCAUGGUAAUUCGGGCACAAAGUCCGCAACAAAAACAAUUUUUGUCGCCCAGCGCCGGGCAGUAUAUCGUCAGCAACAACGGUCAAGUGAGUCCAAUGGGCCAGAUUUACGGUGGCUCCGUCGGAUUAGUUCAAGUGCCUCAAUCUAAUGCAACAAACGGACAAAAUGCGGGUAUUUUGCAGCAGAAUAUUGUUCAACAACAACAACCGAAUCAGGCGACGUCCCAAGCGACAACAAUUAUCAACAGUCAAGGACAGUUUAUCACGUCGGCAGGGCAGCAACAUAGCACCACAACGGGAAUUAUGACGACAACGACGACAAAUAGCAUGAAGGAUUUUUUAAAUGCCGGACAUUCUGUUAGUACGCAAACGGCGCAGCAACAACUGCUGUUGCAAUCGUCGCCGCCCGACACGACAACGCAUAGUCCGCAGAGUCCCGAAAGGCCUUCCAGUGCAAGGAGUGGCGCGAGUUAUGAGGGAAUGGCAAUGGUUCAAUGCGUUUCCAGCUCCGAGCCAGACUCCGUUGUAUCUCCCACGAACAUCGAUGGCAGUCAAUUGAACAUGCAAAGCAACCACAUCGAAUAUAUCGAGCAAAAAUCCGGUCAAGUCGUUCAGUAUCUCACCUCAUCAUCGACCUCAUUCAAGCCAUCCGAUCCGAAAAUCAAGAGGAUUCAGAUGAAUGCUCGUCGUAACAACUUUUACAUGUCACCCGUCACUAACUUUACAUCACAACACUUUGACAAAAAUCUCACCACAACGACCUCCGAUGACGUCUUUAACUCUCGUCCGGACUCCCAUGGUAGGUGCAAACCCACAAAAAUUACAGAAUCUUCGUCAAAUUCGCCGACUCAGUCAUCGAUAUCGGCGUCUCCUGAAACGAAAAAAUCCGCAUUUCGCCCGGCUGUCAAUGAAUUAGUGUGGGGUCCGGCGAGAGGAUAUCCUGCAUGGCCGGGAAAAAUCGUCGUUGGGCCCGAGGGAGUGACCACUCCCGUUGAUUGCGUGUGGAUUCGAUGGUUUGGAGGACGAGCAAAUGUUGAAAUGACAUCCGUGAAUGGACUGAAAACCCUGUCGGAGGGACUAGAAGCGCAUCAUAGUGCCUUAAAGGACACCAGAAAGAGCCGAAAAUUAAACUCUCAAUUAGAACGUGCCAUACAAGAAGCCAUGGCUGAACUUGAUCAGACCCCCGCGAAAACCACCAACUUAGGUAAAAACACAAAGAAAUCCGCAUCACAACUUGCGAAGGGAGGCCGAAAUCGUGCCGCUGCCGCAUUAAACAAUAAUAACCAAAGAAAACCAGUGAAAAUAGCCCCAGCACCAACAGCUUCCAACAUUAAAUGAUGGCGAUGGAAAAAAUUUCCACUGAAACUUUAAAAAAAAUUUUAAAAAUUAAAUUUAAACUAUUCAUAAGUAAACUCGAAAUUUAUAUAAUCACAAG